AUGAAUUGGGUCGCGUGGCAAAAAGUAGUGGCUCCAAUAGAAUAUGGUGGGCUGGGUUUUGGUUCAUUAAGGGAUAUUAACUCGGCCAUGUUGGCCAAGUGGUGGUGGAGAUUCAAGAAUGACCAAGAUGGCUUGUGGAGGAAAACAAUAUGGGCUAUUCAUAACAACUCGAGGAUGUGGAACACAAUUCCAAUCAAACUUACUUUACCAGGGCCGUGGAAGCAAGUGGCAAAGUCAAUGGCAGAUCUAAACUCAGCAGAGUUAAAUGUUUCCAAGUAUAUGAGAGGGGUUAUUGGUAGGGGAAAUCAAAUAUUAUUCUGGCUUGACAACUGGUGUGGGGAGGCUACUCUGGCUAGUCGAUAUCCUCGCCUAUUUGCAAUUGAAAAAGAUCGGCUGUGUAAAAUUGAGGACAGAGUGCAUAUGGGAGUCACCGGACCACGGUGGAACUGGGAAUGGAAGAAAGAUACAAUGGAUGGGCCAGAAGUGGAUGAAUGGUUGGACGAACCUAUUGAAUCAAGUGGCUGCACCAGUUCUAACUGA
Molecule: messenger RNA, 540 nt
Organism: Helianthus annuus (common sunflower)
Lineage: Eukaryota; Viridiplantae; Streptophyta; Magnoliopsida; Asterales; Asteraceae
Exons: 1
Coding region: 1-540 (179 amino acids)
Source: RefSeq, a predicted model, not a curated record